Molecule: messenger RNA, 1521 nt
Organism: Archocentrus centrarchus (flier cichlid)
Lineage: Eukaryota; Metazoa; Chordata; Actinopteri; Cichliformes; Cichlidae
Exons: 3
Coding region: 91-1191 (366 amino acids)
Source: RefSeq, a predicted model, not a curated record
AGAGACGAAAACGUCCUCACUGAACAGUCCCGGCUCUCUCAGCUCCUUGAUUUAUUUAUUUUCCUCAUUCUUGUACUGCGGUCAUCUGUGAUGGCCUGUGCUGCAGCCUCUCUCUUUGCACUCUGUCUGUUUUAUGUCGGCUGCUUUGGAAAACCGGCGAUUUUGAAGGAGCCUGUAAAGUUAUCAGCUGACCGCGUGUGCACCGCCCAGGAGUUCACUCUGAUUCACCGGCUGAGGGAUGACAGCCCGCGGACUGUGGCUACACUGGUGAACGGUGUUUGGACUCCGGGGGACAGAUACAGAGAGCGGGUGGAGCACAGCUCCACAUUAAGCGUGUGGUUAACCCGUGUAAACUACAAUGAUAAGGGGUACUACGAGUUCACCUGCGCCGGGCAGGUCGUUACAACCAUCGAGCUGGAGGUCCUCAUGAUCUCUAACAACAAUCUCUCUGUGGCUGAAGGAGACACGGUCACGCUGCCCUGUUAUUUCCAAACUGCGGGUGACUCCGUGGAUUUCCUUGUGUGGGAAAGAAACGGAGAGCCGGUGCUGAAUCAGAGCCUCUCCGGGGAGCUCAGAUACGGGACUGGGUUUGAGGGCCGAGUGUCUGUAAGGUCUGACUGGUUUGAAGUGGGAGAGCUGUCGCUGACGGUGGAGCGAGUCCAGCUGGAGGACCGAGGUGAUUUCUUCUGCUUCGUUCAUAAAAGCAGCAGACAGAGAAGGGAGAGGGGGAGUCCUGCUGCUGUCAGAGUCAUGGUCAAUGAGAGAAGACUAGAUCAGACCACCAGCGCCCCUGUUCCUGAAGCAGAAAAGGAAACGAGACCUCACAGGUUUGCCAUCACAGCCACAACGCCACCAGUGGGUCUCAACUGGUCAUGGAGCACAUUCAUCAUAACAGCAGCAGGAUUUGUGGUCAUUGGGCUACUUGGUUUUCUUGGCUGGUGUCUGAGGAAUGGGAAUCUCAGAGGGUGUGCACAACCUGUUAAUGUAGAAACACCACAGCAUGGAGAAGGUAUAAAACUGACAGCAUCAGCAGUGGUGGUAGACCCCUCUGAAAUGGCAAAGAGGAUGUGGAAGGAGGGUCUGAAGAGGACAGUGAAUCAGACCGUAACAAACAAAAUAUGCAAAGGUCAAACGGACAGCUCUGACUUUACAAAGGGGUCAGACAAAAGUCACCCCCUCCUGCCUUUAUGAUUGUACUUGUGCCUAACAUGACUCUCAGGUUCUAAAAUUUCAUUUUUCCUUCUGUUGGAUCUGACUGCCGUUAAACAGUCUUUAAUCGAGUACUACUUUUAAAUCAUCUGCUUGCAUAAUUUAAUAUUAGUGUAUAAUUAAGACAAAAUUUCUCCCUCUGACACAAAGAGAUGAGCUUCACACUUCAGCCACCUUCAUACACAACCCCAAAAGCUAACAGCACAAAUAUCUUUGUAACUCUUUAAUUACAGAAUACUUAAUUCUUUGUAUCCUUUUUAUAGCGCGUUAAUUCAUGAUUUAUUCUGUUUAUGACUUCAAUCUUUUAUAACU